This is a messenger RNA of Venustampulla echinocandica, 471 nucleotides long. RefSeq lists its product as uncharacterized. The record is from RefSeq and is a predicted model, not a curated record. The coding region runs from base 1 to 471 and encodes 156 amino acids. The transcript has a single exon. NCBI's taxonomy places the organism in Eukaryota, Fungi, Ascomycota, Leotiomycetes, Helotiales, Pleuroascaceae.
AUGUCUUCCACCAGCGCCCCCUUUUUCCCAACUAUCAACCUACCUCUCCCCAUCCUAAUCCACUCUGUCGGCCUAAGUAUUCUAGGUCUCUAUACCACAUUCUCCUCUCCGGGCUCACCCCGCACCAACAAGACUAAGAAUCCUCAAAAGAACGGUACGCCUGCCGCUGAUCCCCCUUCUUCGCCCAUGCUCGGCGUGGCAACCGCUGCGAUUGGUAUUUGUUAUCUUUUCACCGCAUACAUGCCUAUCGAGGAGAACCAGUUCCUCCACGCUAGUGUGCCGAUAAGGGUAAUUUUGAGCUGCAUUAUGGGAUGUAGGCUUUUGCUUGAUAGCGUUAUGGGAGCUGGGAAGUCGAGGUUGAAUCAGAAGGAUAGGAAGGCUUUGAUUGGUUUGGGGAUUUAUGAUGGGGUUGGGGGGUUGAUCUUAGGGUGGACGCUGGGGAAUUGGAGCGGGAGAGUGCCUGGGUGGUGA